This is a messenger RNA of Xylona heveae TC161, 1560 nucleotides long. RefSeq lists its product as hypothetical. The record is from RefSeq and is a predicted model, not a curated record. Lineage: Eukaryota; Fungi; Ascomycota; Xylonomycetes; Xylonales; Xylonaceae. The transcript is spliced from 7 exons. The coding region runs from base 1 to 1251 and encodes 416 amino acids.
AUGUCCGGUUUUCGCUCCAUGAUCGAGGAUUUUGGCCUCGAGGCCUGUCCUCCCAUUUCCAAGGGUCGCUGCGGCUUUAAGCCCGCCCCCAUUGGAUCUAUGGGAUCUCCUAGUUUCACUAUCUAUGAAGAUAGCUCCGACGAGUCUAUCUAUCAAGUUCCUUCCAUUUAUUCAGACUCUGACAGUGAGAACUGCCCUCCAACCCCUUGCCCGAAGAGCAAGAGGGUCUCAGCGCCCGGAUUUCUGGAUGAUUUUGUCAAAAAUGGCUUCAAGGUCAAUGAAGACCGGCCCAUGACUCCAAUCCCAGUCCCGGCCGAAGUCAACAAGACGAGUAUCGAAAAGGUUGAGCAAUACCUCGCCUCCAUGAAUGCAGCUGAUCACUUUACUUCUGAUUUGGAUUUUUUUGAUUUUCAUGAUACCGGUGUUCUCAUGCGUAACAUUGGAACUCCAAAUUCGGAUUUGAUGGACUUUACUUCUCCUCUUGAAGUAAACACUGUUUAUAUCGAUAACGCGACGCGCGGACAGUGGAAAUCUCCUAUUUGGUAUAGCGGAUCUGCAUUCUAUGGCUCUGACGAGUUUGGUCCGACGAACACCUAUGAUCCUGUCUAUGAGGAAUUUGCUGCGAUGAGCGUUGGAAAUGGACAUGUGCCGCGGAGACCGUUUGGUAAUUCCAAUACUUUUGCUGAAAAGGCCCGCUUGGCUCAUCUUGCGGCCCAAAAUAAUUCUGCUGGCCAUAGCAUCGGGAUUCCCGGCUGCACCGUCGUAUCUGCUCCACUUCUGUCUUCGGGUUGCGAGGCGUGCGACAAUGGUCAACGCGCUGCCCUUGGUCUUGCUCCCCAAGUUGAUGAUACUUCUGCCCCUUCUUCUGACUUUCCCCAGAUUUCUGGUUUCCCUUCGUUGCCCACUCCCCCCACUCAUGGUGGAUGGACCACUCUUGAGGAGGAAACUUCCCAGUUGACUAAGCCUAAGCAUUCGCGUUUCUUUUCUUCCGAUACUGAUACUUCUUCUAUCCUUGCCACUUCUGAUCCUGCUGAUUUUCGUUCUCCCCCCAUCGCAAAUUUUCCUUUUGCUGGUUUUUCAGUGAAUUGGGAACCGUCUCCGGCCGAAGUGUUGCAGGUGAAGAUGCAAGAACAUAAUAUCCGAGCCGAGGAUGAGGUUCGCGAUGAAAUUUACUCUUAUGAGUGGGACGAGGAUCGCGAAAUGCUGGUUGGUCCUAUUCUUGUUCGCUCGCAGGCUCCCGCUUCGAUUUGAGUUGUGAGCGCUGAAGACUAAUAACUUUUUUUCUUUUUUUUUCUCUUUCCACUUGAAGCUUUUCUGUAUGACUUAGAUUUUUCUUUUCUGUUUUCUUUGUUUUUUUUUAUUCUUUGUAUGUGUUAUUCCCUACCAUAACUGUUUUUCGCCCCCUCUUGUCGCAGGGGCAGCGCCCAGAAUAAGGGACCGCUUUUUUUUUUUGUAUUGUUAGCUUAGAAAAUACCCCCGGAGCCCCUGAUGGCCGUUGCAUUAGUUACCUUUGGUACUUUUAGACAAUAGACGGAAAGUAUAUAUCCAUUUUACCUGCCG